AUGGCAUGGCAGUUUGCCUACUAUAACCCCAACUGCUACCUCCUGGGGGUCUAUGAGAGGGAAAUAUGGGCUCAACCUGCACAAGGUGUAGCAGCAGCAGCUGUCACCCACUUUUGUGAAGGAGCUCAAGACUUCAUGGAUCUGAGGCUCAGAGGUGACCUGAACUUCUGGGGCGAUGUGAACCAAGUAGGUGGGAUGAACCACAACAGAGGCGACGGGAACCGUGCAGGCCUUGAAAGGCACCAGGACCAGGGACAGCGGCAGCCCCAGGAGCCAGUGCCCUUGGCUGCCACAGGUGCCCAGCCCCCAUCCACGAGUCGGCGUUACAAGCUGAAGCGUUGGCAGCUGCGUGAACUGGAAAGGGUUUUCCAAGAAAAUCAGUACCCUGAUGUGCUCACCAGAAGAGAGCUUGCAAGAACCAUCAAUGUGACUGACGUCAAAGUGAAGAAUUGGUUUAACAAUAGGAGAGCCAAAUAUAGGAAAACUGUGAAGAAACCAAUGACCAGAGGUGUGCGAAAUGUUGGCCAGCCAGAUGAUUCUCCCAUGAG
This is a messenger RNA of Castor canadensis (American beaver), 548 nucleotides long. Its product is annotated as rhox homeobox family member 1-like. Gene Ontology annotation, molecular function: RNA polymerase II transcription regulatory region sequence-specific DNA binding; DNA-binding transcription factor activity, RNA polymerase II-specific. Gene Ontology annotation, biological process: regulation of transcription by RNA polymerase II. The record is from RefSeq and is a predicted model, not a curated record. Lineage: Eukaryota; Metazoa; Chordata; Mammalia; Rodentia; Castoridae.